UGUUUGGGUGUGCGUCCAGGAAGACUGGUGGAAUUCAAACCUCAUUUCUUUAUGGACAACAAGGGCAGGAGACAUGACAUCAUGCUGCUGGAGCUAACUAAACCUAACACUGAUCAUAAAAACAUCAUACCACUUCCUGACUGUGGAAGUCGUCUCAAAGUAGGUGAUGAAGUUCAGAUUGCAGGUCAUGCAUCCACAACUAAAGGCCCUAAUAAUAUAAGAGUACCUGGUGAAACAGUGAAGCUCCAAUGUGCAAACACCGAGGUCGUCAACUGUCAGAAGCUCAGAAACUGUCAGUCAGUGUACUGGCAGUCUGUGGAACAUGAACACUGGUUGUGUUACCAAAGAGCUGGAGUGGAUACCUCUCCAGGUGACUCUGGUGGAGGAGUGGUGUUCAAUGGCAUGCUUUAUGGUGUCCACGUGUUCACUGGUAAUCCUACCCAUGCCUGACCAGCUGCAUUCAUGGACGUCUGUAAAGAAGAGUACAUGGAUUGGAUCUUAGACACUACCGGUAUUCCUAGACCCAAAACUUUUUGGGGCAAAGUAAAGGGAUGUGUAGGGUGUGGUUAA
Messenger RNA from Anoplopoma fimbria (sablefish), 570 nucleotides. Its product is annotated as kallikrein-5-like. The record is from RefSeq and is a predicted model, not a curated record. Gene Ontology annotation, molecular function: serine-type endopeptidase activity. Gene Ontology annotation, biological process: proteolysis. NCBI's taxonomy places the organism in Eukaryota, Metazoa, Chordata, Actinopteri, Perciformes, Anoplopomatidae.